AUGAUUUCAUAUGAACUAAUAUCCAAGCAGGAUGUAAAUGCAAAAGAGAAAGUAUUUGUAAAGGAUAAUCAAUUAAUUUUUGAUUAUCCUUGUGAAAAUUCAUCACAUUGUACUGACUACAUUGUUCAUAUGCCUCGUGGAACAUAUAAAUUUGAACUAUAUGGUGCUAGUGGAGGCAGUUCUCGUGGGAAUGUCUCUUCUUACAGAGAUAAAAAUAAAAUUUGUAUUCCGGAUGACAUUGUCAAGCUUUUUCAUGGUAAUACGGAAUGUUUCCAAGAGAAUAGUAUUGGUGGAGCAGGAGGUUAUCUAUCAGCCGUUAUUCGCCUAAACCAUCCUAUUCCAACUUAUUUUACCCUUGGAGGAAAAGGUGUUUUUGGCUACAAACCAGGUACAAUGACUGAAGAACAAAAUUUUGAGAAAGACAAUAUGCAACCUGGUGGAUAUGGUGGUGGUGGAAGUUCUUCUAAUUAUUUUGGUAUUGAUGAAUCAUCUACAUUGAUCUAUGGUUCAGGUAGUGGAGGUGGUCAAACCGCCGUCAAAUUUCUUGAAAAUGACCUUUGGCACCGAGUUUUGGUGAGCGGUGGUGGAGGUGGAAGUGAUGACAAUGCAACAGAUGACGGUAGUGGUGGUUCUGGAGGAAAUUUAACUGCUCAAGGUUGGUUUCGCUUCAGUGAACUUAAGAGUUCUCAUUUAGCAAAUUCUUCUUUCGGAUUUGCAUUCGGUCAAGGAGAAGCUGCUCGAUACACUACAGCCCUAAACAAUAGAUCUGUCCAGAAUGCAGGAAAAUUUGAUAUUGCAGGUGCUGGAGGAGGUUGGUUUGGUGGUUUCUCUUCCCAAGAUGGGUCUUCUGGAUCAGGAGGAGGAUCAUCAUGGGCAUUGACAAAAGAUGCCUUCAUUCCUAUCGGAAAUAUCGAAUCUUAUGAUGAAUUCUACAAAUUUAUCGACUCUAAACCUUAUGCAUUUGAUCAUAACUCAGAAUAUCUUUUUCAAGAUGUAAUACAUGUACCGGGUAUUUGGGAAGGAAAUGGCCGCAUUAUCAUUUCAAUACUUGACAUGUGUUAUAUUUAA
Molecule: messenger RNA, 1068 nt
Organism: Trichomonas vaginalis G3
Lineage: Eukaryota; Parabasalia; Trichomonadida; Trichomonadidae
Product: glycine-rich protein family
Exons: 1
Coding region: 1-1068 (355 amino acids)
Source: RefSeq, a predicted model, not a curated record